AUGGCGGCAGCACCGUUCAACGACAAGAUAGCCGGGGGGUCCCCGGACCCGAGCCGCCAAGGUCCCCCGACUGCAGAUGAGAACGAGACUGAGAAUAAGAGCGGACGCGGUUCGUCCAACAAUUCCAUCCACGACCCCGGAGGAGACGAUGACUUAGACGAGCGCCUCGUACACCGGUACAACACCAACCAACUGAAACGCCACCUCAGCAACCGCCAAAUCCAGCUCAUUGCCAUCGGCGGUUCCAUCGGGACGGCUCUCUUCGUCAGCAUCGGAGGGGGUCUCCAGCGUGGUGGCCCUGCGAACUUAUUUCUCGGGUACACCAUCCAUGCGUUCAUGCUAGGCCUCGUCAACAACGGCAUGGCCGAGAUGUGCGUCUACAUGCCCGUCACCGGCUCUUUUAUUCGCAUGGCUGGCAAAUGGGUAGAUGAGGCCUUCGGCUUUAUGGCUGGUUGGAACUUCUUCCUCUACGAAGCCAUCCUUGUCCCUUUCGAAAUUGCCGCCUUGAACCUCGUUUUGACCUUCUGGCGAGAUGACAUACCUGUCGCUGCUGUUUGCAUCGGCUGCAUUGUGCUCUACGCCUUGCUCAAUGUUGUGGCCGUACAAUAUUUCGGCGAGGCCGAAUUCUGGCUAGCCAGCGGCAAGUUACUCCUCAUCCUCAUCGUCUUCUGCUUCACCUUCGUCACCAUGGUCGGCGGCAACCCGCAGGGCGACGCCUACGGCUUUCGAAACUGGCAAUAUCCCGGCGCCUUCCGGGAAUACAUCGGCUCGGGAGACCUGGGACGAUUCCAGGGGUUCCUCGCCGCCGUCUACUCGGCCGGAUUCACCGUCGUCGGGCCCGAGUACCUGGCCAUGGUGGCCGGCGAGGCGCAGCGCCCCAGGACGUACAUCAAGCAAGGGUUCAAGACGGUGUACUGGCGCUUCGGCUUCUUCUUCAUCGGCGGCGCGCUCGCCUGUUCCAUCGUGCUGCCGUACGACGACCCGAGACUCGAGAACGCUGGCGCCGGCACGGCGGAGGCGUCCCCCUACGUCAUCGCCAUGCAGAACAUGGGCAUCGGUGUGCUACCACACAUCGUCAACGCUUUGAUGUGCACUAGCAUCUUCAGCGCCGGAAAUGCCUAUACGUAUAUGGCUAUGCGGAGUCUGUACGGACUUGCCCUCGAUGGACAGGCCCCCCGGUUUUUCACCAAGUGCCUACGAAACGGGAUUCCCAUCUACGCCUUCGCCUUCGUCAUGAUCUUCCCUUUCAUUUCGUUCCUGCAGGUGUCGAACAGUACGGCCGAGGUCGUCACCCUGCUGCAGAGUCUGACCCAGGCGGCCCAGAUGAUGAACUACUUCAUCAUGGCCGUCACCUACGCCUUCUUCUACCGCGCUUGCAAAGCCCAGGGACUCAACCGGAAGACCUUCCCUUACUAUGGAUACUUCCAGCCCUAUUGCUCCUACAUCGGUGGCGCGUGGAUGCUUUGCGUGGUUGCAAGCUUUGGCUAUACCGUCUUCCUGCCCGAUCGAUGGGAGACGUUGGACUUCUUCUCCUACUACACUAUGGUCUUCGUUGCCAUCGUCACCUUCACCGCGUGGAAGAUCAUCAAACGGACUCGUUUCGUCUCGCCGUCCCGAGCCGACCUCGUCUGGGACAAACCCGUCAUCGACGCCUACGAGGCAAGCCUUACCAAACCCCCGACUCGUUUACGCGAUGAUAUCCGCUGUAUUUUCGGGCUUCGCAAGAGGAAUAAACAGGCGGCGGAAGGACAGAGCCAUGAGUUGGAGCCAUAA
Sodiomyces alkalinus F11 is the source of this 1773-nucleotide messenger RNA. Its product is annotated as general amino acid permease AGP2. Gene Ontology annotation, biological process: amino acid transmembrane transport. The record is from RefSeq and is a predicted model, not a curated record. Bases 1 to 1773 code for a protein of 590 amino acids. Gene Ontology annotation, molecular function: amino acid transmembrane transporter activity. The transcript has 2 exons. NCBI's taxonomy places the organism in Eukaryota, Fungi, Ascomycota, Sordariomycetes, Glomerellales, Plectosphaerellaceae. Gene Ontology annotation, cellular component: membrane.